GGGCGCCUGAGCCGAGCCGCAGCGCCCACCUGCAGUUGCCGGGUCCGGGUGGUGGGCGCGCUGCGCUGCCCCAGGGGCCGGCAGGUGGGAGGACCAGCCCACGAGCGGGGACCGGGGCCAGGAAACAGUGUACCUUGAAGAGGAGUUGGAGGGAAAGUCAAUUCUUAGUAUAGCAGAGAGAUGGAGAGCAACAAACCAGAUGUGAGCAACAAACCAGAUGUCACGGUGUCUCUGAUCUUUGCCAUCUCCAUUGCUACAAUAGGCUCUUUCCAGUUUGGCUAUAAUACCGGAGUCAUCAAUGCUCCUGAAAUGAUAAUAAAGGACUUUCUCAAUUACACCUUGGAAGAGAAAUCGGAAAACCUUCCCACUGAAGUGUUACUCACUUCCCUCUGGUCCUUGUCUGUGGCCAUCUUCUCUGUUGGUGGUAUGAUUGGCUCCUUCUCUGUUGGACUCUUUGUCAACCGCUUUGGCAGGCGCAAUUCAAUGCUUAUGGUCAACCUCUUGGCUGUUGCUGGUGGCUGCCUUAUGGGGUUCUGCAAAAUAGCGCAGUCGGUUGAAAUGCUGAUCCUGGGCCGAUUGAUUAUUGGCCUCUUCUGCGGCCUCUGCACAGGUUUUGUGCCCAUGUACAUUGGAGAGAUCUCUCCCACUGCCCUACGGGGGGCCUUCGGCACUCUUAACCAGCUGGGCAUCGUCAUCGGGAUCCUGGUAGCUCAGAUCUUCGGUCUGAAAGUCAUCAUGGGAACUGAAGAGCUUUGGCCCCUGCUCUUGGGCUUCACCAUCAUUCCAGCUGUCCUGCAAAGCGCCGCCCUUCCAUUUUGCCCCGAGAGCCCUAGAUUUUUGCUCAUUAACAGAAAGGAAGAGGAGAAUGCUAAGGAGAUCCUCCAACGAUUGUGGGGCACCCAGGAUGUGAGUCAGGACAUCCAGGAGAUGAAAGAUGAGAGUGCUAGGAUGGCACAAGAAAAGCAAGUCACUGUGCUGGAGCUCUUCAGAUCGCGCAGCUACCGGCAACCCAUUAUCAUUUCCAUCAUGCUCCAACUCUCCCAGCAGCUCUCUGGAAUCAAUGCUGUGUUCUAUUACUCAACAGGAAUCUUCAAAGAUGCAGGUGUUGAGGAGCCAAUCUAUGCCACCAUUGGUGCAGGGGUGGUCAAUACUAUCUUCACUGUUGUCUCUCUGUUUCUGGUGGAAAGGGCAGGGAGGAGAACUCUACAUAUGAUUGGCCUUGGAGGGAUGGCUGUUUGUUCCAUCCUUAUGACCAUCUCGUUGUUAUUAAAGGAUAACUAUAAUUGGAUGAGCUUUGUUUGUAUUGGGGCUAUCUUGGUCUUCGUAGCCUUCUUUGAAAUUGGCCCAGGCCCCAUCCCCUGGUUUAUUGUGGCCGAACUCUUCAGCCAGGGACCCCGCCCAGCUGCAAUGGCAGUGGCUGGUUGUUCCAACUGGACCUCCAAUUUUCUGGUUGGGCUGCUCUUUCCUUCUGCUGCAUUCUACUUAGGAGCCUAUGUAUUUAUCAUUUUCACUGGCUUCCUCAUCGUCUUCUUGGUCUUCACCUUCUUCAAAGUCCCUGAGACCCGUGGCAGGACUUUUGAGGAAAUCACCCGAGCCUUCGAAGGGCAGGGGCAGGAUGCCAACAGAGCGGAGAAGGGCCCCAUUGUGGAGAUGAACAGCAUGCAGCCGGUGAAGGAGACCGAGACCGCCACUGUCUAAGCCAUGCCUCCUUCCCGCCUCCCUCCCAACAUGGAAAAACCACCUCUCCCGGAUGAGGGAGAAAUCGAAUCAGGUUGUAACCCAGGACUGUUUCUGAAUGCUGCUACUUGAUUCCUUUCUCUUCCCCACACACUCCAUGAGCACUCAGAAGAACCCAAUGCUGGAGUUAGUUGUAUCUUCAAUGGUUUUGAAACGUUUCAUUUCUUGGACAUUCUCUUCUGUUUAGAAGAGACCAAGUGAACCUACCUUCAUUUCAGGAGGAACUGGCCACUUGCCAUAUGACAACAUUGUCAGCUCUUCCUACCUGGGGUUCUGGUAGGUCCUCACCAGGGCCAAUAGGGGAAUAAGAGUGAGGUGCAGCCCCGCCCCCCCCCCCCCCCCACACACACACACCAGACCUCCCAGGAAGCAUAUCUACAUAAGUGUGGAGGGCUGAGAGGGAUUAAAUAGAAGCACCCUCCUCGCUUCCAUACAGCUCUGCAGAGCAAAUUAACUUGAGUUUUAUUUAUUUUAUCUUCUGGUUUUAUUGCAUAAAUAUUUAUUUUUUUAAGUGUAAAGUAAUUUUACCAAAUAAUGCAAACAUAAGGAAAUUGAGGUUAGAGUUAGAGGGAGGUGCUUAAAGAGAGGUUUAUAGGGUAGAAGAUUUGAUACGGGAGAGGUCAAGGUGCAAUAAGGAGGGGAGAUUCAGGGAGAAACAGAAUGUGUUCUCAGACGGUGUGUGAAGUUUGCACGUUGCCUCUUAACCUUUCAGGUGGAAACUCUCAAGUUUAAUUUCUCAGAAAAGUCAUGUGCCUGUAUUAAGCUACUGCUUACCUUUGGAAUUUUUUUCUUUGUUUAAAAUUACAUGUAAUAUUACUUGAAAUCUAGGGGUAUUAUUAAGAUGGGCAUUAUAGUUCACAGUGGUUGAUGGGUUCUAAUUUUGGUUGGAGUCCAGAGAAGGAAGGGAAGGUUAUUUCUAGAAAUCCUUUCUCCUUGCACUGGACCAAAUGACUUCCUACCCUUGUAGUGGACUCAUUUUUUUGUGGGGGUUUGUUUUGUUUGUUUUAAAAAUAUUCCUAACACCCGCGUAGUAGGAGAACCUUCUAAAUGAGCAACCCAAAUAAUGGUUCUUGAUAGAGGUUCAGUAUUUUCUCCAUUUUGUUAUUUAGGAGAUUUUAGUUAUUGAUUGUUGUUUUGUUUUAAGCCAUAGCUUUAAAAGAAUUCAGAGGAGAAUGUUCAUAACUAACUUGGAAUUUGUAACCUCAGCUCUGGGAGAGGAUUUUUCCUGAACGACUAUUAUCUAAUGGAAGUAUGUUGUUGCUUUAGGGUCAUGGCAUGCUUGUUCUUCUGUUACCAUAUUUCCAUAGUAUUACGUACAAGUGCCCUUAGGGGCCCAUACAUUUGGGAUGGUAUGAGUAAAUGUGCAGUGUAGCCCACACUUGAGAGUAUGAAUGUAUACGCACUGUCACUUUGCUCUGGGUGGAAGUUGUUUAUUGGUAACUUGUGUCCCCUAUGCUCUAUAGCCCCCUUUUGAAUAGAAUAUGUUAAAACUCAUCUCUAUGUAUAUAAAUAACACUGCCUCUGCUGGGUGGAAUUUGCAUCUAUGGUUUUCUUCCAAAUUGUAGAGUUCAGUCUCCCCUUUCCUUGUUGGAGAGUUGGGAGAGAACUCCUUAAAUCUUGACAUUGAGGGUGGAGGAUUCACCUCCCUCUAGACCCAGAUGGUGGGAAUAGCAAAGAAAAGUGUGAGAUCAGAACAUUGUGGCCUCUUGGAAGAGAGUCGUGGAGAAGGGGCCUUUCUUUUAAGGGGAUAAGAAACAAACUGAAGACUUCUAACUAUGGAGCAUUUUAAGAGUCCAAUGAGUUGGAAGGAUGGAUGCUUGCCCCAGGUCAUGGACACCUCCACAAAUCAUCUAGUUUCCCAGUAUUUUUAUAAAUGGAGAUUGGGCCCCAUGACACUUUACUUGGUCUUCCUUCUUACAUAGGUUUUUUGAUUACCCUUUCUCUCCUUGGUGCUUAUAUACUUAAGACCCUUUAGCCAAACCCUUGCCAAUGACAGUAUUUCAGUCACUAGUUCUCACUGUUUCCUCUGAUCAUUGAGCCUUUGGAAAAAAAAUCUCACAGAGCUUAUAUGUAAUGGGGACUUGGUUGAACAGAUGACUUCCUGUAACUGCACCUCUACUUUUGGCUUCUCAAAAACAGUGGGUUGGCAGUAAUGCAGCGUGGAAGUUUUCCCAUUUCUCAGUGACCAGAUUGUGAAUAUUUCCAAAUGGAUUUUCUAUUAUUAAUGUUACUGUGGUUUGUUUCGAAAUAAAAAUUCUGAAUGUACAUGUGA
This is a messenger RNA of Canis lupus familiaris (dog), 4009 nucleotides long. RefSeq names its product solute carrier family 2 member 3 (gene SLC2A3). The coding region runs from base 181 to 1698 and encodes 505 amino acids. The record is from RefSeq and is a predicted model, not a curated record. Gene Ontology annotation, biological process: D-glucose transmembrane transport. Gene Ontology annotation, cellular component: membrane. The transcript has 11 exons. NCBI's taxonomy places the organism in Eukaryota, Metazoa, Chordata, Mammalia, Carnivora, Canidae.